This is a messenger RNA of Emys orbicularis (European pond turtle), 2115 nucleotides long. Its product is annotated as zinc finger protein 883-like. The transcript is spliced from 2 exons. Gene Ontology annotation, biological process: regulation of transcription by RNA polymerase II. Gene Ontology annotation, cellular component: nucleus. The record is from RefSeq and is a predicted model, not a curated record. Gene Ontology annotation, molecular function: RNA polymerase II cis-regulatory region sequence-specific DNA binding; DNA-binding transcription factor activity, RNA polymerase II-specific. NCBI's taxonomy places the organism in Eukaryota, Metazoa, Chordata, Testudines, Emydidae. Bases 1 to 2115 code for a protein of 704 amino acids.
AUGGUGAGUGAGAAUGAGGAGGAGGAUGCUCAGCAGGGAGGCCUUGAGAAGGUGGAUGCCCAAGGGACGAUGCCGGGCAAGUCCAAGGGGAGCGCUCCCCAGAGCGCUGAUGUGGGGAAGGCCAGCGAGGGCCCGCAGAAAGUAGAAGGACAGCCGAGGAAGCCCUCAGGCAAGAGGCAGGGCAAAUCCGCUCACCGUGGUUUCAAGAAGUUCCACCAGCGGAGCCUGCUGGGGCACAGCCGGUGCCAUGACUGCGGCAAGAGCCUGGGCUUCGGCUCGGGCUUCAACAAGCGCCCACGGCUGCGCAGCACUGAGAAGCCCUACAAGUGCAACGAGUGCGGCAAGUGCUUCCGGCUCAGCUCCACUCUCAUCACCCACCAGCGCCGCCACGCCAGCGAGAAGCCCUACAAGUGCGCCGACUGCGGCAAGAGCUUCAGCGUGGGCUCGGCCUUCAUCCAGCACCAGCGGGUCCACACUGGCGGCGUCAAGCCCUGCCAGUGCAACGUCUGUGGCAAAAGCUUCAGUGCCAGCACCAGCCUGGUCAAGCACCAGAAGCUGCACCUGGAAGAGAAGCCUUACAAGUGCGAUGAGUGUGGCAAGGGCUUUAACUGGAACUCGCACUUGGAGCGCCACCGGCGCAUCCACACCGGCGAGAAGCCCUACACCUGCCCCGAAUGUGGGAAGAGCUUCAGCUGGAGCUCCCACCUGGACCGCCACCGCCGCACCCACUUGGGCGGGGAGAAGCCCUACCAGUGCCCCGAAUGUGGCAAGGGCUUCAAUAAGAGUGCCACAUUGGCCAAGCACCGGCGUUCCCACACGGGCGACAAGCCCUACAAGUGCGAGGAGUGUGGCAAGAGCUUUGGGCUGAGCGCCUCCCUGCUGCAGCACCAGCGGAGCCACGCGGCUGGCAAGCCCUACCAGUGCGGCGACUGCGGCAAGAGCUUCGCCUGGAGUUCCCACCUGGACCGGCACCGGCGCAUCCACAUGGGCGAGAAGCCCUACCGCUGCGGGGACUGCGGCAAGAGCUUCUCGCAGAGCUCCCACCUGGAGCGGCACCAGCGGGUGCACCUGGGCUCAGAGCAGCCCUGCCAGUGCACUGACUGCGGGAAGAGCUUCCUGGCCAGCGCCAAGCGGCGCCGUGUGCUGAGCGGGGAGCGUCCCUGCAAGUGCACUGACUGCGGGAAGAGCUUCCUGUGGGGCUCCCGCGCCAGGCCUUCCCCCGUGGCGGAGAGGACCCACAAAUGCACGGAAUGCGGGAAGAGCUUCACCUACCGGGCAGAGAACGUCAAGCACCAGGGCACGCAGACGGGCGAGAAGCCCUACACCUGCCCUGAGUGCGGCAAGAGCUUUGGGCAGAACUCGGCCCUGGUGAAGCACCGGCGCAUGCACACCGGCGAGAAGCCCUACAAGUGCGGGGACUGCGGGAAGAGCUUCAGCGUCCGCUCCAACCUCAUCAAGCACCAGCGCACCCACCUGGGCGAGAAGCCCUACAAGUGCCCUGACUGCGGCAAGGGCUUCAUCCAGAAGUCGGACCUGACCAAGCACCGGCGCAUGCACACUGGGGAGAAGCCCUACAAGUGCAACGUCUGCGGGAAGUGCUUCAGUGUCAGCUCCAACCUCAUCAAGCACCAGCGCAUCCACCUGGGCGAGAAGCCCUACCAGUGCUCUGAGUGUGGCAAGAGCUUCAUCCAGCGCUCGGAACUCACCAUCCACCAGCGCGUGCACACCGGCGAGAAGCCCUACAAGUGCCCUGAGUGUGGGAAGUGCUUCAGCCGCAGCUCCCACCUUAACCGGCACCAGCGCACCCACACCGGCGACAAGCCCUCGCUGCUCUCCGCCACCAAGAACUCCGCUGCUGCUGCCGCCAGCAACCCCCUGCAGGCCUCCUCCGCCUUCUCCUCUGCCUCCUUCUCCUCCCCGCUGGGCACCUCCUCCGCCCCCCUCCCCGCUCUACCCUCUUUCCCUUCCUCCCCCUCACCCAUCUCCAUCCCUACCCUCUCCAACAACCCGCUGGAUCUGCCCUGGGCCCUGUCCUUUCCGUCCCGUGCCUUCCCCCACCCUUCCUUCCCCUCGCCUGCUCCGUCCGGGGCCCCGGCCUCAUCACUGAUAAACUAA